This is a messenger RNA of Quercus lobata, 2193 nucleotides long. RefSeq names its product protein ACCELERATED CELL DEATH 6-like. The coding region runs from base 17 to 1963 and encodes 648 amino acids. Gene Ontology annotation, molecular function: protein binding. The transcript has 3 exons. Gene Ontology annotation, cellular component: plasma membrane. Lineage: Eukaryota; Viridiplantae; Streptophyta; Magnoliopsida; Fagales; Fagaceae. The record is from RefSeq and is a predicted model, not a curated record.
GGAAAAUGAGGAACUGAUGAACCGAGAAAUGGUUGGGGAGGCUGAAAUGGAGAAGGAGCUAGAGAAAGAAAUAGCAGCAGACAAUAAGCCUUCCAAUAUCAGUACUGAAUCUACUGAUGUUUCUAGAACGGCUCGAAACAUGCAUCCUGAUUUGUACAUGGCUGCAAAACGUGGGGACAUUGAUUUCAUCAAACAGCUGAAAGCUGAAGAUAUCGAGCGUCCUAUUUCCUACCAAGAAACUCCCAGAUCGAAUACAAUUCUUCAUAUUGCUAUAAGCUCAGGUCACUAUCAGCUUGUGGAAGCGAUCCGUCAAAGCCACUAUGAACUUGAGCUGAGAAUUAACUCUGCUGGUGAUAUUCCUCUCCAUGUAGCUACAAGUGGUGGGCAUUUGGAUUUGGUAAAAAAAAUGGCCGGUACUGAGUUACCAAAGGUGAAGAAUAACGAGGGGAAUACUCCCCUUCACUUGGCCUUGAUAAACAAAUACAAAGUGGAUUUUAACUUGGUUUUGAAAAGUAGGUACAGUGAGAUGGCUGAUUUCUUGGUUGAGCAAGAACCAGAAGUGUCAUAUUAUCUGAAUGAGGAACACAAAUCUCCUCUAUAUAUGGCAGCCGAAGCAAGGGAUGUAAAACUAGUAAAGCUCAUGAUUGAAAAAGCAAAUAUAAGUCAGAUGCCAUCUGAGGAAGUCCAAUUAAUUGCUCACGCUGCCAUCACUGGGAAGAACAUAGGUGUCUUGGAGAGUGUUUUGAGCAGACAUCCAGAACUCAUCAAAGAGAAAGACAACAAAGGGAUGACACCUCUUUCCUAUGCAGCAUCCAUAGGAUACCUUGAAGGUGUUGGCUACUUGUUAAACAAAUCUACAUAUUGCAAAUAUGAAAGUGACCAGAAUGGUUCUUUUCCAAUUCACACAGCAUCCAGUAGAGGACAUAUCAAGGUAAUUCAAGAGUUUCUCCAGCGAUGUCCAGAUUCGGUUGAGUUGCUCAACCAUCAAGGUCGAAAUAUUUUGCAUGUAGCUGCUAUGAAUGGGAAGGCCAAAGUGGUAAACUAUAUCCUUGAAAAGCCUGAGUUGGAAAUGCUCAUCAAUGAAAAAGACAAGGAUGGAAACACCUCUUUACAUUUGGCGUCCAAUACUAAGCAUCCUAAGGUCGUGAGCAUUCUGACAUGGGACAAAAGGGUUGACUUAAAGUUGUUGAACAACGAAGGCAAGACAGCUCUCGACGUUGCAGGAAAGUACAGCGGGAAGGUGCCCUCAUUUCGAGAGCGAUUGACACGGCUAGCCUUGAGAUACGCCGGUGCCCCACAUGCUGCUCGUCCAAGCACCACCAGGGAGAACCCUCCAAGUUCAAAUCCAGGGGAGCCAUCUAACCUGGACAAGAAUAAGGACGCCGUGAAGGAGAACUUACAAAGCUCAAAGCCAAGGGAAGCACCCAACAUGGACAAUUACAAGGAUAGGGUCAACACUCUAUUGUUGGUUGCAACACUUGUGGCCACUGUAACGUUUGCUGCAGGUUUCACUGUGCCAGGCGGCAACGAUGACUCUGAUCCACACAAAGGCAUGGCAAAAUUUCUACAACACCACUUGUUCCAAGCAUUCAUUAUCAGCAACACCAUAGCUAUGUAUAGUUCUGUUACUGUUGUUGUUGCACUCAUCUGGGCACAAUUAGGUGAUCUUAACUUGGUUAUUGCUUCCCUUAAGUUUGCCGUGCCAAUAUUGGGACUAGCUCUUAUUAUGGUCUCCUCAUCAUUCAUGAUUGGUAGUUAUUUAAUGGUGAGAGGCCUCAACUGGCUUGCUUAUGUCGUUUUGAUCAUUGGAUCAUUCUUCAUCCUCAUCCUCACGAUACUAUUUUUGCCACUUUGUUUACCAAGUUCCUUGUCCCAUCCCAUUUUUCGCUACAUUGUCUACUACCCAUUUUCCCUUUUAAUAAUAGUUACUAAGAGUAACGCUAAUGAUAGGGAAGAAAAAUAAUUUCCUUAAUUUCUGCAUUUUGUAUUGUAUAUUGUGUGCUAUAUAUUGCUGAACUCUGGUCAUUUAAUAGUGUGUGUAUUGUUACAAGUGUUUUAUUAAGGAGUCUCACUGUACUAUUAAGAACUCUGUAUUGAUUCUUAAGGAAGCUUGUAUUCUUACUUUAUUGUAUUGACUCUUAAGGGAGCUUGUACUCUUAUUUUAUCAAUGCAUUUUGAGUGAAAUUUUCUUGA